AUGAAUCCAAACAAAGGACCUGGCACUCCCCUGAGUGGUGAUGGCGUUGAACCAAUUCUGGGCGCAACUAUAAAAACUGACGAGGUAACUGGAAAAAUUGUGAUAGCACGUAUAAUGCAUGGCGGAGCUGCCGAUAGAUCAGGUUUGAUUCACGUUGGAGAUGAAGUCUGUGAAGUCAAUGGAAUCAGCGUCGAAGGCAAAACUCCGAAUUGCGUUCUGAAAAUUUUGCAAAACUCGGAAGGUACUAUUACUUUCAAGAUCGUACCAGCAGACAGCAAAGGAGGUAUCAGAGAAAGCAAGGUGCGUGUCAGAGCGCAUUUUUCAUACAAAGCAUCCGAUGACCCUCACACACCAUGCAAAGAAGCCGGCCUCGAUUUCUCAAAAGGAGACGUCCUUCACAUCGUGAGUCAGGAUGACAUCUACUGGUGGCAAGCAAGAAGGGAGGGUGAUCGCAAUAUGCGAGCAGGAUUAAUUCCUAGUAGAGCCCUACAGGAACGCAGAAUUAUUGUCGAGAGGCAGCAAAAAGAGAAAGUAGAUGAGGAUACGAUAAAGAACGACGACUUUGACCGCGAAGAAAUACCUACCUACGAAGAGGUCGCGAAACUUUACCCGAGGCCUGGUCUCUACCGGCCGGUGGUUCUCAUCGGACCACCGGGAGUUGGCAGAAACGAACUCAAAAGGAGAGUCAUGGCAAGUGAUCCUGAAAAGUAUAAAACACCUGUGCCAUAUACUUCAAGACCGCCUAGACCCGGAGAAAUUAACGGAAAAGAGUACCACUUCGUCAGCAGGGAAAAGAUGGAAGAGGAUAUAGAAGCUGGGAAAUUUAUCGAGUACGGCGAAUACAAAGGAAAUUUAUAUGGUACCAACGCAGAGAGCGUUAGUUCACUGGUUGAUGCUGGGUAUAUUUGCAUUCUGAAUCCUCAUUAUCAAGCGCUAAAAAUGUUAAGGACGCCCAAAUUAAAGCCUUAUGUCAUUUACAUCAAACCGCCCCGGUUCGAAGUUUUGAAGGAAACAAGGAAUGAAGCUAGAGCGAGAUCCACUUUUGACGAAGCGAAUUCUCGGGGUUUUACGGACGAGGAGUUCAAUGAGAUCCUACAUAGUGCGGCUAGAAUAGAAUUUAUUUACUCGCAUCUCUUCGAUGAAGUGAUUGUGAAUGCUGACUUGUCGAUGGCCUUUGAGCAACUCGUGAAUGCAAUUCAAAGAGUCGAGUCAGAAGCUCUUUGGGUGCCAGCGUCGUGGAAAAUGAGGAGAAAUAAGAUGGAUUAUGAGGAUUGUGGCGAAAUAAAGACAAUAAGAAGUUUAUCAGGCCAGUCAAUCGUUAAUAACUACAGUAUAGUUGCUUCUCGUGGUGAGCUAGCCCGAGACCAUUUUUGUGAAUCGACAAGAAAGAAUAAAACUCUUUUGAACGAUGGAAAAAUGUUGAGUGGAGAGACUCGAAGACAAUCUCCUGUGCAAGGUCGGCGUGGAAGUAGGGAUACCAAAGCUGCUUCUAUGAAAAAAUCUGUCUCGGUACCUGCGAAUCUCAAAGGGCUUUCUGGACGAGAGAAGACUGUAGAAGAGAGUGAACUUCCCGAAGAGCAAAUCCUGAGUAGGUCCUCCUCUUUUUUGGGCAACCUCCCGGCGUUACCAGCGUUGCCUGACCGAAACCGUCACCUGAUCGACGCCCGCGCCGCUGUCACGCUGCGACCCGCGAAAGAGAAAGCGAAAGCGCAGAACACCAAUGGCUUUCGAGAGGACGAGACUCGACUCUCCUCGGCCCUAAAAAGAUAUUCCUUGUCCUUUUCCAAUCGGAAAAUCACUUUCGGCAGCAAACCCCUUUCCAAAAAUUCCACCGACUCCGCAAAGAAGUCCGUCUCCUUCAGUUCGGACACUGGCAUUCAAGAAAAGAAGAGCUUCCGUUUCCGGAAAACGGCCAUUCACGAGGCCAAAGUUUACAAAAAGGGAGUCCUUAGGGAUCCGAGUACGAACGAAGAAUGUGGAAAAGCAGGGUCUAAAUUGUGGGAAGCCCCUCUCGGGGGGCCGUUUGCUCUCCUUAGGGUGGCUCGGGAGGCCGAUGAUGAAGCUCUAGAAAAAAUCAUCACACGAAUAGCAAAGUUUGGAAUGGGUGACAUAGAUGUUAAUUUAAAGGAUAGCAGUGGCAGGACGGCUACAAGCUACUUAGCUGGAAAUGGUUCAACCUCUAUUUUGGAAGCAGCCUUAUCUUUCACUGGAAUUGAUCCUAAUAUUCCAGACAAUGAGGGAAACACACCUCUGCAUUUUGCAGCACAAGCUGGUCAAACAGAGUGUUUGAAUAUACUUUUGCAGAGAUGCAUUGGAAUUGAAGUCAAUAUUAGAAAUAAUUUCGGUUUCACACCCUUAAUGAAGGCUGCGCUUCAGGGACGAACAAAGUGUGCAAAAAUCUUACUGUUUGCUGGUGCCAAUCCAACACUAAGAGAUCAUGGUCGAGGUUUCAGGGCAGACCAAUGGGCAAAAUUUUGCGGAAGAUACGUUUGUGCGGAAGUUAUUGAACGGUUUGCCCGGCAUCGACUUUUGGAAAAAACUAAUACCUGUCGUUGGGGCAGUGAACCGGAAUUGGCAGCCAAAGUCUUUACGGGCAGGGUAAUUCCGUUUCAAAUGAACCCACAUCCAUCAUCAAUGGGUCUUCGGUCAAGAUUAAAAAGGGUUUUCCGUACCUCUUCUGGCCCCGAUCGUACUUUUUCAUUAGUUAGUCAAUUAACGAGUGCAGCUCUUUGUGUCUCAAGCGCUGCUUUGCCAACACCGGAGGAUGUUCCUCCCAUAGUUAAAAAUCUUCUUCGUCCUCUCAAUGUUCCUCAAUUGCGGAUAACGCUGGUACAAGACAGAAGCAACAAGUGCUCAACUAAUUUUUCUGAAAAAAUAGAGAGCACGAUAGCGAAGAAAAAAAGCAAAUAGCGACUCAUUCUCGCAUCAAACUAAAAGACAUUUCAAAAUUUUAUUCUGAUGGCAGUUUCAUCCAAGAUGGAACACAUCGAACUUUUAAAUAUCCGAAUUUCGAUUCUACGAAUAUUAAGACUUAACCUUUUUUUUUAACUUUGUAAUCAUUAGAAUAAUAAUUUUAGAAUUAAAUAAUAGAUAUCUAACAAAAGAAAUAUUUUUUAAAGCUGAUUUGAUAAUUGUAGAAUUAGGUUAGAGCGAGAGAAUUUUUUUCAGUUCUAAUAAGAUGAAAAAGUUAUUGAAUGUGGUAAAAAAAAUCUCCUACAGAUUAAAAUGAAACAUUUCUUUUUAGAGAAAAUGAUUCGUUCCCUGAAACAAUGAGGUAUGUGCGAUCAU
Messenger RNA from Belonocnema kinseyi, 3288 nucleotides. RefSeq lists its product as uncharacterized. Gene Ontology annotation, cellular component: plasma membrane; cell-cell junction. The transcript is spliced from 17 exons. Lineage: Eukaryota; Metazoa; Arthropoda; Insecta; Hymenoptera; Cynipidae. The record is from RefSeq and is a predicted model, not a curated record. Bases 1 to 2910 code for a protein of 969 amino acids. Gene Ontology annotation, molecular function: protein binding.